Molecule: messenger RNA, 1293 nt
Organism: Galleria mellonella (greater wax moth)
Lineage: Eukaryota; Metazoa; Arthropoda; Insecta; Lepidoptera; Pyralidae
Product: lipase 1-like
Exons: 1
Coding region: 1-1293 (430 amino acids)
Biological process (GO): lipid metabolic process
Molecular function (GO): hydrolase activity, acting on ester bonds
Source: RefSeq, a predicted model, not a curated record
AUGACGUUAAUAAAAAAAUUACUUCUGGUGACUUUUGGAGUAUAUUCAUUGAGUGAUGUUGUUACAAGCGAAACGUUCAUAUUUGAUUCCUUACUAGGGAAGUUAAACGAUAUUCCUCAAUAUGCUGCAACUCUAGGAAAGUUGAAUUUCACAGAACUAAUGGAAAAGUAUUCUUUACUGCCAAGCAACAUAUCAGAGGAUGGCAAACGUAACUUUACAGAGUUAGCAAAUGCAUAUGGACAUCAAUGUGAAGAAUAUAACGUUACCACAGAAGACGGGUAUGUCCUUAAUAUAUUUCAUAUUCCAGGGAAAGGAAGACCUUAUUUAUUGAACCAUGGCCUCGUCGCUAGUUCUGACUGUUUUGCCCUCAGAAAAAAUAACUCACUGGCAUUUAUUUUAGCUGCAAAAGGACACGAUGUUUGGAUUGGUAAUACUAGAGGAAACGAUUAUUCAUUAAGUCAUAUCAAAUUGGAUGCUCAUAAGGAUACAGAGUAUUGGAACUUCAGCCUGCAUGAGAAUGGAUAUUACGAUUAUCCUGCAUUCAUAGACUUUAUACUAAAAGAAACUGGCCAAGAAAAGGUAACAAUUAUAGGACAUUCACAAGGUACAAUUAAUACAUUCGUCUUGGGAUCAGUCAGACCUGAAUACAAUGACAAAAUCAAUUUAUUUGUAGCAUUAGCUCCUGUGGCAUAUUUCAAACCGAAAGGUAUACUUAGGUCAAUCAUAGAUAUAGUGCCAGCGAAUAUGGUAUAUUCUGAAUUAAAAGAAUUGGGUAUAGUACAGUUUUACGGUGAUAGAGUGAUCAGAAAAUUUAUACAGAGUUUGUGUACACAAAAGACCGGCAGUUAUGAAAUAUGUUGGGAAACUUCAAUAUUUCCUUUCAUCGGUAAUGAUGCUGAAUCAUAUGAGCAAGAAUUUUCAAAUGUACUCGCUGGUCAUUUUCCACAGACUAUUCCUACAAAAACUGUAUGCCAUUUCGCUCAGUUCACUAAAAGAAAUAAAUUCGCUCAGUUUGACUACGGCACAGCAGAGAACGUCAUAAGGUAUGGUGCUACAACACCACCGGAAUAUGAUCUUAGUAACGUAACUAUGAAAGUAGCACUUUUUGUGGGAGCCAAUGAUUAUAUGGCUACGAUUGAAGGUGCAGACAAAAUAAAGGCUAAACUUCCAAAUGUAGUUGAAUAUGAAAUACUACCCCGAAAACAGUUCAACCAUUUCGAUUUUAUUUUUGGAAAUCGUGUCCAAGAAAAUUUUUAUCCAUACUUAUUUGAUGUCUUAGAUAAAUAUCCAUAA